Messenger RNA from Symsagittifera roscoffensis, 1763 nucleotides. RefSeq names its product gastrin/cholecystokinin type B receptor-like. Gene Ontology annotation, molecular function: G protein-coupled receptor activity. Gene Ontology annotation, biological process: G protein-coupled receptor signaling pathway. Gene Ontology annotation, cellular component: plasma membrane. The record is from RefSeq and is a predicted model, not a curated record. The coding region runs from base 1 to 1284 and encodes 427 amino acids. NCBI's taxonomy places the organism in Eukaryota, Metazoa, Xenacoelomorpha, Acoela, Convolutidae. The transcript is spliced from 5 exons.
AUGCACGAGUACGAUUUAUGGCUCGAACACAUUUCAUUUUACCUAAACGAUACUUCGGCUCUGCUUUCUACAAACACGACAACCGUGACGUCAUCGACUCUCGCAUCCCUCUCGGCCUCUUCAUCUUCUUCAGCGUCGGCUGGUUAUGACGACUAUGGAGAAAUGGGAGAAUCUGAUUGGUCAGUUUUGUGUGACCAGUUCGACGCCCGUUAUGCGAGGUUCUGGGAUCAGUUGAUGGCUGCUAACUGGGCACACAUUUUCAUUUGCAUUCUCGGCAUUCUCGUCAACUGCAUUUGUCUCUAUACAUCCAUAACCACAUCAACCUGUUUCACCCUGGAACGAGCGCUGGCAGUUUGCGACCCCUUGAAGAGUAUGUGUUUGUGCACGAGGAACAAGAGUGUCAAAAUCUGUAUUGCCAGCUGGGCCGCCUCUAUCUUCUACAAUGUGUGUGUAGCAGGCUUGAAGCUAGUCGCGUACAAGUACUUCCCAGAUCACGUGACCAAAUUCGGGGACGGAUUGUUUGUCUUGGACCUGUCCCUCUUCUACACGACACCCUUUGUUCUCUCCUCCAUCUGCUACUGGCGAAUCAUUCGGGCACUCCGAGCUCGGGCCAGGAUGUUCGCCCUCGGAACUAUUCACGGGUUCAACCCGAAAGCCUCCACUCGACAAACGAGAGGCGAUCCCGCUCAGAAACCACUGAAAAUGAACACCUGUAGUACUUCACUACAGAUGGUCCAGAAACGACGGAACAUGAAUGACGUUGUCGCGAAGAUGGAGAUUGCAAAGCAGGAAAUAUCAACGUCGGUGUCGAAUGCCACGACUGAAAACAAGGAUAGAAGUAGAGAGACAACUGGAACUCUAAAAAGGGAACCUACACACCAGCACAUGUCUGCAAAUCGCAAGGUGACGCGUCUCAUGUUUAUGAUCAUGCUCUCAUUCAUCCUGCUCCUGUCCCCCCACCGACUGUGGAAUUUGGCCAGCUUCUUCUGUCCCAAAUUGACCUCUUUCACAACGAACCAGCUGGUGAUCCAGAUAGCCAGCAUAAUCUACAUCUGCAACAGUAUCGUCAACCCCCUCAUUUGCUGCUUCGCUUCUGAUCUUUACAGACAACAUCUGGUGGCGAUGUACACUCGGAGACCGAAGAGGAGUGUCCCGGGAAACUCGCAGGUGAUCACCGCUUCGACCAAAUUGCAGCUGGCCAACAGACUAGCCCGAAACAACAGCGAGGCCAGACGGAAUGGGACAGUACGCAAAGACACUCUACUGGUUUCUUCACAAAUUUGAAGUAGAAAACUGCUGAAAUUUCAACCAAGCUCCAUUGCAAAGACUAAUUUUAUAAGAAAAGUUAUGGGAAUCAAACAUUCAAGUAGCCUAUUAUUCUAUAAGACAAUGUGAGUAAAAUUUUUGGAAGUAAAAUUUCAUAGGGGAUAGGGAAGGAAACGGAGCCUACGGCUGCUCGUUUUGAAAUGGAAAAAUUCAAAUGAUGAUUGCAGUGAUUUUUGAACGAAUGACACAGACUAUCGGGGAAAUUAUGAAUCCUGAAAUCUUAUACCUCUAAACUCACAUGAAUUUGAAACAUAUGUUCCAACAGGGGGAGCCAUUCCCUCAAAAUAGCUCCAAAAAGGGGUCAAUUCCCUGAAUAAUGUGGUAAAUCCUCCACCCCUUUUCUAAAUACUGUAGAGACCCAGUUUUGACAAGUUUUCUGAGCUGCAAACAAAUUUUUGAAAAUAUAAUUGAAAGAAUAAUAACUCAAGAGAAGUUAA